UUCAAAUAGUAGCCACCACGCACCGUUGGCGGUUAGAUUGCGCCGAGACUUUCAACCGUUAGCACCGUUUGCCGUUGUUACGCCAGUCGUUCGCGCGUCCGCGUCUCAGUUACCGUCGUUACGCAUCCGCAUCAGUCUUUUCUUAAGUGAAAUAAGUGACUAAAGUGGAGUUUGUGUGCGAAUUAAAAAGAAAAACUACCGUAAAUUUGUGAUUUAUCAAGGUGAAAUGGAGUAGAACAGUCUCGGACGAACAGUUGAUAUUGGAACGUACAGUUGAGUGGAGUGAGUGUUUUGGCUGCAGUGGAUAGAAAAAGUGAAGGAAUUAUCAAUCAGAGCGUCAGCAUCACAUCGCGCAACGUUUGGUGGUGAUUGAUGAUCUGAGUGGCGCAGAGUUCGACAAACGAACGUCAGCCUACACUCCGGACGAUUGACAACAUACCGCCUUGAUACAACUUUUAUUCCGAUCUAUACACCCAAUCUGUAAUCAGCGUCCAGCUCCACGUGGCCACCAGUAGGGAAAACUGGUUAUGGGCGCCAGCAAAACUGCUAGCAAUUGAUAAAUAAAAUUACAUCAGCCAAUCCAGGAUUUAACCGGUUCAACAAUGGCAGUUUAGGCAGGGCACUGCAGCAUUGAAUGAAUUACCACGGGAUAGAACGACGGCCCAGCGCUCCUCGGAACACCUCCCAGCCCGACCGCUUUCUGUGUGUGAUUUAAUAAAGCGUCACCCGAAUCGCACUCCGGACCAUUGUGGGACCCGAUUGUCCAGCGCGUUACGAACCGGACGAGUGAACCGCUACACCAACAAACCCUCUAGCUGUUGGCUGCUGUUCGGGCAGGACGACGCGAACGCGCGAUUGCGAUGGCUUCCGACCACCAUGUUCGGUUUCUGCCGCUGCUGCUGAUACUUCUGCUCGGCGAUGCUGGCCAGGCUGCCGAUCCCGUUGGCACGGGUGGACCUUCCCUGGUGCACGUCGGUGAGGACGCACUGCUAACGUGCGUGGUGAUGACGCCCUUCAACAACGAUACCGUGCUGUGGCGCAAAGGACCGCACGAAAUCCUGUCCGCAGGGAUAAACCGGGUUACCGGCGACAAGCGGAUCAGUGUCCUGCACGAUGACUCGCCCAAAGGUAGAACCCCGCUCGGUGGCGACGUGUGGGUGCUUCUUAUCAAGGAAGCACGUUUGAACGAUUCCGACGUGUACGUGUGCGAGGUAAACAGUGACCCGAUUGUAAGGAGCUUCCAUCCGCUAACAGUUCGGCAACCGAAGAAGAAAACGGCCUCAAGUCGCAACGCAACCGAAUCCACCACCAGCAGCAGUAGCACCACAUCACUGCCCGGCCAGUCAACUUCACCGGAAACCUCCGUAACCUCGGAAGAGGACGAUUCGUCCGACAUGUACACCGACUCGGAGGAGGAAGUAAGCCAGGACGGUGUGCCGCUGGUGACGCACGAUUUCACCGACUGCUGCCACGCGAACAACGUGUCCGAAGGGUGCAUGGGAUUCUGCGUGCUGCACAACAUUCUCGACGGAUCGGCCGGUGCCGAGCCGGAACAGUGUGAGCGCGAUUUUCCCAACAUUGUGCGGUGCAUGGCGGACGGCCGGAACCAUGUGCCGUGCUGCGUGGAGAAAGGCAUCCCGGACCUCUGUCAGGAUAUGUGCCGCGGCGAGUAUACGCCUUUCACCGACCUGUUGAAGUCACGUGUGUCCUGCGUACAGCACACACUACCCGGACUGCAGUGCAUUCUGGACAACAUUCAACGGCUACCGUCGGAACCGCAGUCCGUUUCGGUGGAACCACUCACGGAGCGUUCGUUGCAGGUUAGCUGGCAGGCACCGGAGAAGCUGGCGGCCAGCGUAAAAUACUACCAGAUCAAUGCGACCCGACUACAUGCGUUCGAUCAGGACUAUCUUGCGAACGCAACCGACUCGAAGGAUGGACUGGUGACGCUGCAAGUUUCGGCCGAUCAAACAACGGCCGUCCUAAGCAACCUGACACCGUUCACGAUGUACACGGUCACUGUGAGUGCACACAACGAUCAUGGUUCGAGUCUGCCCAGUAUGCGCAUACGAGCCCUUACGCUUGAAGGUGGUGUCGUCAGCAAGCAGACGAGUGUGGCCGUCGUACCCGUGCUUCCUGAUGUGCGUGGCUGUUGCAUGAAGAAAGGCAUCACGCAUCGCACCUGUCUGGAGAAGAUGUGCGAUCCGGUGAAGGCCGACUUUACCGAGGUGCCCGACCUGAUGGUUUGCGCCCCGUGGGCUAACAUCACCUUUGCCUGUCUGGCCAACAACAUUGACCAUACACCGUGCUGCAAGAGUCGGGGCAUCCCCGAAGGAUGUCUCUCGUUCUGUUCCGGCACCGUGAAAGCGAUCAACUUCAACUACUUCAAGUGUCUGCAGUACAUGUCCGAGUACAGUAGCUGUUUGCUGCAGGGGUACGGCGUACUUUCGGGACCUCCAUCGAAGCUAAAGGCCCCCCUGAUCGCUAGCCAUUUUGUGGUGCUGGAAUGGAAACCGCCAAAGAUUCUACCGGACACGGUUACCGCUUACCAUCUGCACUACCGGAAGUUGGGCAGCGGCGAGGAGUACAUCGUGCUGGAGAAAGACCAAGCGCCGGUCAUUGUGGAGGAUCUGGAAGCGGCCACCUACUACGAAGCGUUUGUCGUUGCGGUUAAUGCGCAUGGCAAGGGUGGCCCUUCGCCGCGAUUAGUGUUCCAGACGAAGCGUGAUGCGGCGAUGGAACCAACCCACACGCACUACAACAUUUCGGCCUGCUGUCACGCGUCCGGAUUGCUUCCGCAGUGUGCUCCACUCUGUAGCUACGACGCGAAGAUGUCGGACAUUCAGAAGCUGGGCAAUACGUGCCGGGGACAGAUCGGAACGAUCGUGCGCUGUAGUGCUGGUGGACGCGAUCAUACGGCUUGCUGUAAUCGUCGUGCCGUGCCACCCAAGUGUCAGUCGCUUUGUCGAGGCGUUAUUACAAGUUCGCCCGCGGAAUGUUUGCCAUUUGCGGGUAACAUCAUACAGUGCUUUGAGGAGGGCAUCGGACACAUCCCGGCGCCGGUGGAAGAUCUGCACGUAACGUCCGUAACGAACACUUCCAUCUCGCUUGCCUGGGUACCGUCGGAGAUGGAGGCGAACAGUACGGAAAACAAACCGACGGACUAUUUGGUCCAGUACGGCAAGGUGAACAACAUGACGAUGUACGAGACUGUGAUCAAGCUGGAGCAUGAACUGAACACAACCGAAACGGACAUUGAGCUGAAGGACCUGGAACCGAAGGCACUGUAUCGCAUCACGGUAGUAUCGCGCGGUGAACAUGGUACAUCGCUACCCUCAUCCAUGCUGUUGAUCAACACCUCGCGAACGGAUUCGGCCAGCACGGUCUAUGGAGCACCUUCUCCACCACACUCGCUGUCAGUGUCUGCCCACAGUGCCACCUGGAUCACGGUAUCCUGGCAGCCGCCAGAGUUUUCGCACCCUCAUGAAACGAUCACCUACCGGGUGAUACACAAGGUGGCCAACAACUACACCGUCAUCGAUACGCGACUUCUGUGGGUGCGGGUAAACAAUCUACUCCCAAACACACAGCACAUUGUGUACGUGGUCGCGAUCGGAUCGAAGGGAACCAGCUUGCCAUCAGAAACGCUCGUUGCCUGGACAGAUCCUGCACUACCAGCUUACGUUGAUCCCCCAACAGUGCACCCAUCCGACAUCAUCUCCGAAGGUGGUUCCAUGACCAUUCUCUGUCUGGCUAUGGGAAAUCCCGCACCAACGAUCUCACUCUACGUCGGUGGACAUCUGGUGCGGCAGGACACUUCAAGGCACAUGAUCACCGUGAUACACAACGUGACGACGGACAUGGAGCACAUCUCCUGCUACGCCGACAAUGGUUACGGCAUUCCGAUGCAGGCUGCCAAGAAGGUCAACAUAAGCUUUGCUCCUCGCAUUCAGGCCUCGGGCAUUACGGUGGCAUCGGUGGGAGAGUCCGUGGACCUGAAGUGUACGAUCCGCGCACGUCCCAUUCCAAAGACGAUGUUCUGGCGGGAUCAUGACGGACGCGUUCCAGUGAUACAGGGCGGCAACUACGAUAUGUUCAUGAAGAAUGACGUUGAUGACAACUCGCUGUACGUGAUGACACUGACGAUCGCCAAGCUUAGCUCGCAGGAUGUUGGCGAUUACUUCUGCCAUGCCGAGAACGCGUUAGGCUCCUCAACCAGAGCAGUGUCAGUGCGUAUUCGCAAUACGGCUGCCUCGUCCAACAUUUCGGAGUGCUGCAUGGCACAGAACGUAUCGUCCGCGUGUAUGAGCGCGUGCUCGUUCUAUAUCGACAUCGAAAGUGUGAUCGAUCGGCCGGAGUGCAUUGUGGACUUUGACAAGCUGAUGCGCUGUGCCGCCGAUGGGUCGGACCAUCGCGGUUGCUGUGCGUCGAAGGAUGUACCGCGGCGCUGUCUGAACUGGUGUCGCGGUGAACCGAUCACACCGCCCGGUAUCUGUGCCCUGCAGCAUACCCGCACGAUCGUUGGCUGCUUCCAGGAGAAUCGUGAUCGUUUGCCGGGACCACCGCAAAACCUGAAGGUGCAGGUGUUGAGCGAUGAGGAAGUGCUUAUCCGAUGGGAUCCACCAGCAAAGAACCCAAGCACGGUGGAAGGUUACCGGGUGUUUUGGCACGAUCUCGAACCGGUCACCGACAACCUUUCGAACGUGAUCAACGGUCUCGCGACGAGCCGGCUGGACGCAAAGGAAACGAGCAUCAAGCUGGAGGGCCUCAAGCCGAACGUCAUGUACGAGCUCGUGAUCAAGGCGGGCAACCAUUUGGGUGCUUCGGUACUUUCGGAACCGCUGCGAUUUACGCUCGGUGAUCAGCACAUCACCAGUGCGUCGCACGGCACGAACGCCGGCGUGAUCAGCGGCAUCAUAGCCGGCUUGCUCGCGAUCGUCCUGGCGAUCGCGGCUAUAUUUGUCGUGAAGCGCGGAAAGUUUGGACCGAAGCAAGCAAACGGGGGCGUUGCGUUCGAAAAUCCGAGCUACCUGCGCGAGAUGAACGUCGAACAUGUGCAGAUUCCAGCCGUUUCUGGGCCGGGGGUAGGCAAUGGCGCGGAUUGGCGACAGGAAUCGUUACACACGGCGAACGGUACCGCUACGACCGGACUCAACCAAGACAAUUCCGUCGUGCCGAUGGCCACCGAGGUUAACCCGUCGCUGUACGAGGAGCUCAAGCUUGGUCACGAUCGUGCCGGGUUCAAGCGGCUCGUCUCCUAGGAAAUGAUGAUCGCCGACCCGGACAAACCGCCGGUCGGAGGUGGCACGGUACUUGUACAUACCAGUGGACAGUUUUAGAUGUGAUCAUCGACCUACGCCGGGGUGGCUCGACCUGUGCCCACUAUCCGGCGCUGGCUCGAUACGUAGUUGAAGGCCGAUUUGUAUUUUGUACUCAUAAACUGUGAGCCGUAGAGCCCGCGUAGAACGGUGGGCACGAUGUUGAAAAUAGAGCUAAAUAGUAAGGCAACUCACGUAACAGCACUAGAGCAAAACGGGGGCAGAUGCGCUGAAACGGAGGAUACUGAUCCGCCGCCGUUGGUGGUUUUCUCCUUUCUCGCUGUCGCGUUUCACCGGGUGUGAUAGAGCUAUAGUGUGACGAACGGCACAAAACCAACCAAACACAACGACAGUGAUGAUGCUUCUUCAUUGCACACAGCACGGCGUGCUUGUAGCGGACAGUUGAGUCACCCACCUUGACAGCAUCCAGCAGUACCCAACCAUCACAAGUACCGCUCUAGUCAAAUCAGGCAAACACGAAAACAAUAUUGGCACUAAGGUAACAGGACACCGCUCGUUGGGCAUUAUGAAUUUCCAAAUCAGGCAACCAACCCUUCAGAUUUAACAGCUGAUUAGUUACCAGUAACCGUGCGUCAUCUGAUCUGAAUACGACAACGACAUGUCGAACAUGUGCAAUCUCUCAAUAGCUGUGUUGUUAUUAUUAGUAUGUCGGUUUUUGUGCACAGUACGUUUUAAAUUAUCUCACAACGAGGCAGAAUUCUACUACCACGCCAAUGCACAAGACGCAAGAGACAAACCCGGUCUCCCAUCACCCAUGUUAACGAGCACGAAGGGAGAACAAACAUUCCUGACCGAAGACAGCCAAUAGUAGCCGUAGGUUUGGUGUUGAGUUGAGUGUUGAAUUUCGUUGCUGUCUGACCGUGGACCCCUUUAGUACCAGUGCACACCAGGCAAAAGUAUCGCGAGGGAUGAGGGUGCCGGUGAGGGAAGUACGUGAAACACAUUUUAUUAGCAAACGGAUGACCAGUUGUUUGAGCUAUUUAGUAAAGAACGAGCGUGACUGUCUGUGUGUGUGUGUGUUUGAGUGAAUGUAUGUGUGUGUAUAGUUUGUAACGGGUGUGUAUGUGUGCGUGUGUGAAAUAGUGCGAAGUUGUGCGCAGUAGACAAAAGUGAACGACGAUAAAAGGAGACAGGUGGAACAGGUUGGUCAGUGUCAUGCGGGAAGGAAGCAAUAAAUUUGAGGAUAGUUUUUAUAAUAAAAAAAUUACACUUUAAAGUUAAA
Messenger RNA from Anopheles stephensi (Asian malaria mosquito), 6561 nucleotides. Its product is annotated as Ig-like and fibronectin type-III domain-containing protein 1. The transcript has 17 exons. The record is from RefSeq and is a predicted model, not a curated record. Gene Ontology annotation, molecular function: protein binding. NCBI's taxonomy places the organism in Eukaryota, Metazoa, Arthropoda, Insecta, Diptera, Culicidae. Bases 861 to 5261 code for a protein of 1466 amino acids.